CUUCCCCAGCAGCCAGCAGCCAGGCACUGUGAUGUGGGACCUGCCUUUCCUGCCCUUCAGUGCCCUCCUGGCUCUCCUGGGCGUUGUGUGUGUGGCCUUUGUCAGUGCCUGGUGCCAGUACUGGCGUGGAGGCUUCGCUCUGGAUGGCAGCGCCCGGACCUUCAACUGGCACCCGGUGCUGAUGGUGACAGGCAUGGUGGUGCUGUAUGGUGCAGCAGCCCUGGUGUACCGCCUGCCCCCUGCCUGGACCGGCCCCAAGCUGCCCUGGAAGCUGCUCCACGCUGGGCUGGCCCUGGCUGCCUUCACCUUGGCCGUGCUGGGGCUGGCAGCUGUCUUCCGCUUCCACAACCAGCAAGGGACCCCCAACAUGUACUCCCUGCACAGCUGGCUGGGGCUGGCCACUGUUCUCCUCUUCUCCUGCCAGUGGCUGGCCGGCCUCGCUGCCUUCCUGCUGCCCUGGGCUCCUGCCUGGCUGCGUGCCCUCUACAAACCCCUCCACGUCUUCUUUGGCUCCACCAUCCUCAUGCUGUCCCUGGCCUCCUGUCUGUCAGGCAUCAAUGAGAAGCUUUUCUUCAGCCUGAAGAAUGGGACAGCUGCAUACAAGCUCCUGCCCCCUGAGGCUGUCUUUGCCAACAGCCUGGGGCUGCUGCUCCUCCUCUUCGGGGUGCUGGUGCUGGGUGCCCUGGCCAGGCCCAGCUGGAAGCGCCCCGACGCCGACUGCCCGGACGCUCAACAGCCGCUGCUCGCCGCCGAGCGCUGA
Molecule: messenger RNA, 760 nt
Organism: Dryobates pubescens (Downy woodpecker)
Lineage: Eukaryota; Metazoa; Chordata; Aves; Piciformes; Picidae
Product: lysosomal membrane ascorbate-dependent ferrireductase CYB561A3
Exons: 5
Coding region: 32-760 (242 amino acids)
Cellular component (GO): lysosomal membrane
Molecular function (GO): oxidoreductase activity
Source: RefSeq, a predicted model, not a curated record